CCAAAAACACUGCAAAUUAGGGCUCUUGUGUUGAUGGAGAAACCAGGGUUGAUCGACGGAAGCAAUGCAAUGGAAGAAGUCGACGUCCCCGAAAUCGACGUCGAUCUUCUAAUGUCGUUAUUAGAGGAAUCGCAGUACGAAGAGUAUUGCAACGAGGAGCAAGUCAACAGUUUGAUGGAACCUCUAGAAGCAGAGAUUCAAAUGGCAAACCAUGGUUCAUGCAGUCCCGAAGGAGACGUCAAACCAAACAGUGGCUCCGAAUGGGCGGAAAUGGAAACGGCGCCUUUGAUGCCGAGCGAUGACAUGAACUGGUGUGUGGAGGAUCACUUUGAGGAGAUGUCAGUGGAUGAGUUGGUUCAAUUUGGAAAUGAUUUCGCUUUGAAUUGUUAUGAAUUUCCGUUAGAAAACGGCCAUGCAUCUACGUGGCAAGAGGGUUUUUUAAUGCUAACUCUAAUUAAAAUUAUUAACUAUAAAAUAAGGACUAUUCAUUAGAGUGGUUACUGGUUGGUUAGACAUGCUCUUUGGCGGCUCAAGCUUGGUGGGGUUAGGUUUUUAAAGGACUUAAAUUUACUUGUAAAGAGGGGAAACGGGG
Molecule: messenger RNA, 592 nt
Organism: Hibiscus syriacus
Lineage: Eukaryota; Viridiplantae; Streptophyta; Magnoliopsida; Malvales; Malvaceae
Exons: 2
Coding region: 34-492 (152 amino acids)
Source: RefSeq, a predicted model, not a curated record